CGUGACUCAGUUUUUGGCUCUGCACACGGCCGUGUAUGCAGUCCAAAGUAUCAACAAAUCAUGUCGAUCACUUUAUGGAAAGUAGUUUUUAUCCACAUCAUUUCCAUCACCGGCCUUUUCGGCUGCUCUCCCGAGGAAUAUCUAAAUAUACCUUCAAUUGCGAAAUAUUUCAGCACGAAAGGGAGGUAUGAAGAGGUGAACCCGUAUCUCAUAGGCGACAUACUUGCUGUCAACAGAUCUAUUUUACAGCCUCCGUCCGCGCAAUGUCGGCCAAUUCACCUGACCGCCGUAGUCAGGCACGGGACGAGAUACCCGACGACCAAAAACGUGAAGAAGAUGGGGAGAAUGUACGAUGUGGUCCGGAACGCCCCUGCCCAGCAGGGCUUGCUGCAGGAGCUGCAGAGCUGGACUCAGUGGUACACCGAGGACAUGGAUGGAAGGCUGGUCCAGAAAGGUGUAGACGACCUCAGACAUCUGGCCAUGCGGAUGUCCAAGCUGUUCCCCUCUUUGGUUUCACGGGAGAAGCUUCGAGGGGGACUCUUCAAGUUCAUAACCAGCUCCAAGCACAGAUGCGUCAACAGCACGCUGUCCUUCCAGGCGGGGCUGACGCAGCUGUGGGCCAUUGAAGACAUGGAGUUUGAGCAUGCAGUGAAUGAUGCCCUCAUGAGGUUCUUUGACCAGUGCACCAAGUUCGUGGAGGAGGUUGAUAAAAACCCUUCAGCCAUGACAGAGCUGGACAAGUUCAAGCAGGGGGCAGAGAUGACAAGGGUCCAGCAGAAGAUCGCUGACCGCCUCGGAGUGGCAUACUCUCUUAUCACACACGACAUGGCAGAAGCCGCGUUCUACUUUUGCGCUUAUGAGUUUGCGAUCAAGACGAAGAACUCGCCUUGGUGUCGCCUCUUUGAUGAGUUGGAUGCACAGGUUAUGGAGUAUGCACUUGAUCUGAAGCAAUUUUGGAAACGUGGUUAUGGACAUGAUAUCAACAGCAAGUCGAGCUGUAUUCUGUUCCAUGACGUGUUCAGUCGCCUGGACAAAGCAGCCAACGAAAAUAAGUCAGGCCAGCAGGUGAGUGAGGCCGUGACGGUCCAGGUGGGCCACGCAGAGACCCUCCUGCCACUUCUCACCCUCCUGGGCUUCUUCAAGGACAACGAGACCCUGACGUCAACAAACUACGCCUCACAGACCCAACGCUCUUUCCGCUCGAGUCGUAUGCUGCCUUAUGCAGCUAACUUCAUCCUGGUGCUGUACGACUGUGGGGGAGGCGACCUCAGACUGCAGCCACUGCUCAACGAGAAGCCGAUGGCGUUCCCAGGUUUGACGGAGCAGGAGUCGUCCAUGCCGCUCUAUCAGAGCGUCAGAGAUCACUACAGCCAUCUGCUCCAGGGCUGUGACUUUGAGACCGAAUGCCAGCUGUUCAGGAAUACUGUUGAUGUCUAGGCAAGGCAGAUUCUGAAAGAUUGAAAUGGAAGGCUUUAUGUUGGCUUUAUUAUCUUUUAUUUGCAAAAUUGAGUGAACAUUAGGCACUUUAUUUAUACUGCACAUUUCCAAUACAAUGCAGAGUACUUUACAAAGGCAAACAAAACACAUCAGGAUAUUAGAAACAAUAAAUAGUAAAAUCAGCAAGAGAAUUAAUCUCAAAACUAGACCAAAGUCGAUCACAUUUUUUAAAAAGAUACUAAAAACACAAACUCUGAUUCAAAUAGAUAACGAACAACAUAGUUACAGUGCAUUAAUAUGUGUGGCAGAAAAAUAAUAGAACAAAGACCAAAGAAAGAUUACAGUUUUUCAGUUUAGCUUUAAAAGUGGCUGAAGUUGAAACCCUUUUAAUAUCAAAAGGAUGUUUCAUAUUUGUGUGCAGCAUUGCCGCUAAGUGCAUUUCCGCUCUCUCUGGUUCUUACUCAGGGCGAUUCCAGCCGACCCCUCUCCCCAGCACCUCAGUGUUGUGCUUAGUUCAUAUUCUACAAAGAGAUCACAAAUGUUUGGCAGAAUUAUUGGUUGAUUUGUAAACUAGCAGCAACAACAUGAAGUCUAUUUUCUAGGUAGUUUUUAGCCAUUGUAAAAAACAUUGAGAAUGUAGUUUUCUGUCUGUUCUUGUCAGAACUCUGGACGCAGCAUUCCGAAUAAGCUGAAACUGUAUAAAAGUCUGUUUUGUAAGACCACAAAGGUUGCAGUAGGUCCAGUCUGCUGGAGAGGAAGGCACAAAUGAGCUUCUCCGAGUCUUUUCUGCACAGAAUCCUAGGAAUCCAAGGUGAUAAAAAGGGUGAAUUGGUUACCGUUUGGGUGUGGCUGUCUGAAACUUGCUUUUUUUUGUUGCCAAAUAACAAUAUUGGGAUUUCUAAAAGGAACAUCCUGGUUGGAAUUCUUUUACCAUGUAAAUCUUUUUGCAAAGUGUUUCUACUUCAAUGCAAAACCUGAAGCAUUAAUUAAAGAGUUUAUUUUGGCAUUGUU
This is a messenger RNA of Cololabis saira (Pacific saury), 2448 nucleotides long. Its product is annotated as multiple inositol polyphosphate phosphatase 1-like. Bases 61 to 1437 code for a protein of 458 amino acids. The transcript is spliced from 5 exons. Gene Ontology annotation, molecular function: inositol phosphate phosphatase activity; acid phosphatase activity. The record is from RefSeq and is a predicted model, not a curated record. Lineage: Eukaryota; Metazoa; Chordata; Actinopteri; Beloniformes; Belonidae.